AUGUUUCGUGGGAUAAUUCCUUACAGUUGUCUUAAUAUUGACUGCAGCUGGACAGAUCCGUUUAGAGCAAUCAAAAGAGUCUUUUACACAUCUGAAAGCUCUGCAGUGCUCGUCAGGAGAAUUUCCCAGUUAUUUCCUCAAGAGAAAAACGUAUUAGUGACAAUAAGUGUCAGAACAGCUGUUGAUUUGCUUUUGCAAGUUUUAGCGCUUCCUGCAGGAAGUGAAAUCAUCAUGUCUGCUAUCAAUAUCCCAGAAAUUGUAAGAAUCAUCAAAAUCCACAACUGUGUUCCAGUGCCUGUCGACAUUGAUAUCGGAAACUUAGCUACCUCAGUUGACAGAGUUGAAGCUGCAAUCACCCCAAAAACUAAGCUUGUCUUGGUCGCAUCUAUAUUUGGCACCAAAAAUAGUUUGGCUGAUAUAGCAAAACUAACUAAAAAACAUAACUUGAUUCUAUUUGAAGACUGUGCAGAAGGGUAUUGUGGAAAUGGAUACUCAGGAGACCCAAAUGCUGACAUAACUGCAUUCAGUUUUGGGCCAAUUAAAACUUCGACAGCUUUUCAAGGAGCCAUUUCUUUCAUUCGAAAUGAAGAGCUUUUUAAAGAAAUGGAGACCCUCCACAGCUUUUAUCCAGCCCAAAAAUCCAGGGUUUUCCUUAAAAAAGUCCUUAAAUACUCUUUUGGAAAACUUUUGAUUAAUUCUAGGUACAUAAAUGCAGCUGCAAGAAAGUUUUCUUUAAAAUUCAAAAUUGAUUACAAAAAAUAUGUAGUCGCCAUGAUGAGGGCUUUUACACCAGGCCAAGAUUUAACUAUUUAUCGGUCUCAGCCUUCGAAAGCAAUGCUUUCAUUUUUGCUUCAAAGGAUCCAAACUUUUAAUGAGGCGGUCUUUGAAAAACAGAUGGAAAAUAUCAGAAUUGGCACAGAAGUCUUGGAAUCAAGCGGACUGCAAAUUCCUGGAGGCAAUGGACCUAGAAGAAAUUAUUGGCUGUACCCAGUACUUGUUGACAAUCCUGAAGAGAUAUGUAGGCAGCUUCAAAACCUAGGCAUUGAUGCUUAUAAAGGCGUUUCUCAGCUUAAUGUCAUCGAAACAGAGGACGCUUUUCAUCAGAAGCCUGAAAAUGCAAUAAAAAUGUUUGAAAAACUCAUUUAUAUUCCUAUGCAUAAGAAUAUCCCACCUAAUGAUAUUGGAAAGAUCUUCUCAAUGGUUUCUAAAGUAAUCCAAGAUAAUUAA
This is a messenger RNA of Blepharisma stoltei, 1227 nucleotides long. The record is from the annotation of a GenBank genome assembly. Lineage: Eukaryota; Ciliophora; Heterotrichea; Heterotrichida; Blepharismidae.